Messenger RNA from Sinocyclocheilus anshuiensis, 3914 nucleotides. Its product is annotated as probable ribonuclease ZC3H12B. Gene Ontology annotation, cellular component: cytoplasmic ribonucleoprotein granule; nucleus. The transcript is spliced from 6 exons. The coding region runs from base 489 to 3509 and encodes 1006 amino acids. Gene Ontology annotation, molecular function: mRNA binding; metal ion binding; RNA endonuclease activity. Lineage: Eukaryota; Metazoa; Chordata; Actinopteri; Cypriniformes; Cyprinidae. The record is from RefSeq and is a predicted model, not a curated record.
AACAACAACUGCUGAAUAUUGUAUCAACCUUCUGAACAGUAAAGUUGGGAGUGUGGCGGUCAUAUCGCACAGCGCAUGUAUUUUUAACCCUCGGUUGCUGCAUUACCGGAGUCCCGUCCACCCACGUGCUUCAAAACGCGGAGACGGAGGCAGCAAAAACGCACUUUCUGCGGCUCCGAGCGCAGCGACAGGGGGCGUCCGACGCGUUGCCGAAGCGCAGGCGGUGGGUGCAGUCGGGGCCGCUGUAGGGAGGGAGGGAAGUGAGGAAAGGGAGGGCGAGAGGAGAAGGAGGGAUGGAGAUGGAUGAUAGAUGCUUAUGUAGUGCGUCCCGUACGUUCGCCGUUAUGCUCGGCCGCAGACAAACUUGCAUCCUCCCGUGACUUUCUUUCUUUCUUUCCCCUGCUGCUCCACCCAUGAAGCAGGACGCAGGGCGAAUGCGUGCCAGUGUUCCGGAGCGCGUCGUGAUCGCUUGUUUAUCCGUCUGAUAAAUGGUUUUGGAGCUCGCCGCGCCCGCCGGUGCAGGCCCUGCGCUCCAGCGCUGCAUCCCGCACAUCCAGCGGGUUUUCCGGGUCAGAGUGAGCUGCAGCACCGCCGAGUCCAGCUGCGAGAGCCCCAACACCGGCUCCAGUAUCAUCGUAAACAUCGAGGACGGCAAGGAAGAAGAUUGCACUAAAGCUAAAGAGUACAUUGUGUCGCUGAUCAGUCCAGUGCAUAAGCACCGUGAGCGUUUGACUCUUUGGCUGCAGCGGCGACUGCAUGCCCUACGUGCAGCUAUUGAGUACGAGAGCUGUGCCGUGGUGCAGGUGAGGGACCAUGCACUGGAGCUUCAGGGAGGUCAUGUGCAGGUAACAGCUGCAUGCGCUAUGCUGCAGCGCCUGAAGAUGGAGCAUCGCGGCUGCCGCGAACCCCAGCCCUUGCCCACUGCUGCCGGCCACGACUCUCCAGAAGAAGAGGAGGAGGAGGAUGAUGAAGAAGCCGGGGAAGAUGGGAGCAGUUCUGAGAGUGACGGAGAGGCGCGGUCACGGAGCGGGAGUUCUGGAGGCACUGUCAGCACGGCAGGGUCAGGAGUGACCGGAAGGAGGCUGGACCCACUCAUAGCAACCAAACCUCACCGGCAGCUGUGCCGCUCAUCCUGUUUGGACCGUCCCAGCUUCAGCCAGAGCAGCACCUUACAGGAGUUGCGCGCAGAUGACACCCAGAGAGCCCAAAUGCCCUUGCGUCAAACCAGCGAUCGAGAUUACCAAACCAAAAUUGACUUUGCUCUGAAACUGGGCUACUCUGGAGAGCAGGUGGAGUCUGUGCUGAGUAAACUGGGGUCCAGCGCACUAAUCAAUGAUGUAUUGGCCGAGCUGGUACGGCUAGGGAAUAAAGGAGAUCCAGAGAGCCAAACAGCAACGGGCACUGCCGGUUUAACACCAUGGGCGGUGGGAGCCAAAGAAGCCGUCAGCCCCGAAGCAUCGUUGGAGGAAGACACAUCAGACACGAAUGACAACCUCCGACCAAUUGUGAUUGAUGGAUCCAAUGUUGCCAUGAGCCAUGGAAACAAAGAGGUGUUCUCAUGCCUGGGCAUUCAACUGGCUGUUGAUUGGUUCCUGGAGAAGGGCCACAAAGACAUCACAGUUUUCGUCCCAGCAUGGAGGAAAGAACAGUCAAGACCUGAUGCGCCAAUCAAAGAUCAGGAGAUCCUACGGAAAUUAGAGAAGGAAAAGAUCCUCGUCUUCACGCCGUCUCGCAGAGUCCAAGGCCGACGAGUGGUUUGCUACGAUGACCGUUUUAUCGUCAAGCUGGCCUGUGACUCAGACGGGAUCAUCGUGUCCAACGACAACUACCGAGACUUGCAGAAUGAAAAACCAGAGUGGAAGAAAUUUAUUGAGGAACGACUCCUCAUGUACAGCUUCGUCAACGACAAGUUUAUGCCUCCUGAUGAUCCUUUAGGCAGACAUGGACCCAGUCUGGAAAAUUUUCUCCGCAAACGACCAGCGGUUCCAGAGCACAAGAAGCAGCCGUGUCCUUAUGGUCAGUACAGCAAAAGUAAGAAGUGCACGUACGGCCAUAAAUGCAAGUACUACCACCCAGAAAGAGCCAACCAACCACAGCGGGCUGUUGCAGACGAGCUCAGAGCCUUUGCCAAACUCUCCGCUGUAAAGACAAUGAGCGAGGGGGCACUUGCCAAAUGUGGGACCUCUGGUUCUGCUAACAAGGGAGACAGUAGCUCCGAGGCAAAGCGAGUGGCACCCAAGCGCCAGUCUGACCCUAGUAUCCGUUCGGUUGCGUGCGAGCAAGAAGAGAGACUCUGUCCAGCACGGAAGGCUGAGGCCAGUUCGGUACCGUCGUUAGUUUCGGCGCUUAGUGUUCCAACUAUGCCGCUGACGAAAAGUCACGCAGCAGGCGCUCUGAACACACGCUCGGCGAGCAGCCCUGUUCCAGGGUCUCUGCACUUUACCCACAGCUCGCUCGAGCAUGCGGGCAGCGUCCAAUACCCCCCCAUCCUAGUCACCAAUAGUCAGGGCGCCUCCGUGGCUUACGGUGAGCCGUUCCCCAAGUACGACUCUGUGGUAAGCGACCACGGCUACUAUUCCAUGCUCAGUGACUUCUCCACCAUCAGCCUCCAAGACAGUUUCUGCAGUCUUGAACAGCCAGAGCCUGUAGGGGUGGGUGUAGGAUAUCCUGGCAGAGCCAGCAUGUGCCCAGAACCCGGCCGAAGUCAUUCGUCGGACUCCUUCUCGUCCUACAGUGGAGAGAUGUACCUCAACUCAUUGGAGGGCAGCCUAGAUGACAGCAUGAAAGGGCCACCGUCGCAGAUCCAGACUCAACCUUCGGCGCAAACACGCCUUCAAGCCUUUGCUCACGGUUUCCACCAUGAGGCCUUGACACGUGUGCAGAGCCAUGGAACGGAUGAACCUAAACCGGGACCUCGAAAGCAGUCCUCCGCCCACCUUACACCACUCUCCCAGCACCCAGUCAUCUGCGCCCGAUCCAGCUGCCCAGGAGACUACCCUCCUAUGUCCCAGAACAUGUUGCCUUCUGCCAGCCCUUCCCAGCAGGGUCGGUCCUUAGGCAUGACUCGAAUGGACAGCAUUUCUGACUCGCGGCUCUACGAGAGCAAUCCGCUGCGCCAGCGGAGACCUCCUCUUUGCCGAGAGCAGCAUGCCAGCUGGGACCCUUUGCCAUGUGGUAACGAGCCCUACAGUUACGGAAGCUACGGAUUAACGGGAGGCCUCAUGCCUUGCUGUGAAAGGGUGAUGGUCCGCAGCAUGCCCGAGAAGAUGGAGCAGAUCUGGAGGUCCCCGUGGGAUAGCGUGCCGCCUCCACCGCUCAGCGCUCGUGGGCCAGCGGAGGAACCCCAAGAGCGGCACCCUAUUCCAGAACACCAGUAUCAAACCUACCGAAACCUCUGUAACAUCUUCCCGGCGUAUGUGGUCCAUUUGGUCAUGGAGGAGAACCCUCACAUGACCGAUCCCCAGCAGCUGGCUGCCGUCAUCGUCACUAAACUGCGCACUUGCCACUAAGCACAUCACGAAGUGCUGCUAACAACACCUAGUGAAUGAGAAAUCGGACACCUUGAGAAUUUCGUAUUUUUGUUUCGCUCUGAAGAAACGGCCAUCCCUCGUGUGUAAUUAUGAUUGGAUCCAUUAGGAGGUUGGCUAGCAUGAUAGCAUUGAUGCUGCAUUGGUUAUGUCAUCUGUUAAGCCAUAUGGGAGCCUGGAUCUUGUACCUGAGAAGUUUAGCGUAGAAACCUGAGAUCCCUCGUAAAAAAAAGUCCACCGUUCAGCUCCUGAGAUGGGCCAAAAGUUUGUUCAUAAAAGUGUAUCCACACUGAGAGAGCAACUGCCUGCCAGUUUGAUGGCAUAUCUUGAGAAUGUCUUCUUUCGUUGUUGAUGAUAACAUUUAUCCUUUGAAAAAGAGUUACAUGA